Malassezia sympodialis ATCC 42132 is the source of this 744-nucleotide messenger RNA. Its product is annotated as translin. The record is from RefSeq and is a predicted model, not a curated record. Gene Ontology annotation, molecular function: RNA binding; sequence-specific DNA binding; single-stranded DNA binding. Lineage: Eukaryota; Fungi; Basidiomycota; Malasseziomycetes; Malasseziales; Malasseziaceae. Gene Ontology annotation, biological process: RNA metabolic process.
AUGGAUCCCAUCGCACAGGCGUCGCUGGACCGCGUCCUAGCGGCCGUCGAGGCGGAGCGUGCCUUGUCCGAGGAUCUUCGCGAGCAUGCGAAGGUGCUAGAUCGUGCUCAGCGUAAGGUGUGUGUGCAGCUUGGGCAAGUGCAUGCCUUGCCGCUCUCUCAAGUGCCUGCUCAUCUCGAGGUCGUGGCUGCGUCCAUGCGGGACGUCCGUGAGGCACUUGCGCAGCUGGCGGCGCAGGUGCCCGCUCACGAGUUUUACCGGUGGUGCGAUACUUGGGCGGGCUCCGUGCGCAGUGCCACGUACGCUGCGGCGCUUGCCUUCUACCUCGGCACGGGCGGCCUCCUGUCGAAAGAGGGCGCGGAGCGCGUGCUAGGGCUGGACACACUUCCGCCCCACCAGAUGCAGCUGACGACUGACGACUACCUGCAUGGCCUGAUCAGCAUGGUCAAUGACCUGCCGCGCCUCGCGGUGACGGCGGUGAUCGCCGGCGACUAUCAUACGCCACUGAGCGUCGUGACGCUGGUGAAGCAGGUGCAUGCGGCUUUCCAGGUGCUGAACCUGAAAAACGAUGCGCUACGCAAGCGCUUCGACUCGCUCAAAUACGAUGUCAAGCGCGCCGAAGACGUUCUGUACGACAUCCACUUGCGGGGCCUGCACAAGCAGGCUGCGAGCGACGAUGCCGAGAGACUCGUGCAGUGUGAUGGCGCGAGCGACGCCAUGCUCGCUCGUUUGUGUGGCAUGUAG